Molecule: messenger RNA, 1037 nt
Organism: Solanum dulcamara
Lineage: Eukaryota; Viridiplantae; Streptophyta; Magnoliopsida; Solanales; Solanaceae
Product: U2 small nuclear ribonucleoprotein B''
Exons: 5
Coding region: 113-808 (231 amino acids)
Biological process (GO): mRNA splicing, via spliceosome
Cellular component (GO): U2 snRNP
Molecular function (GO): RNA binding
Source: RefSeq, a predicted model, not a curated record
CCAUAACCCAUUUUGUGAUGUUCGCCUUUCUUCGAAUUUUGUCGCACACAUUCAGAAAUCACAGAGAAGAGCAAGUGAUAAUACAGAGACAGAGAAGCUACUCUACUGGGUAAUGAUGCUUACAGGAGACAUACCACCGAAUCAAACUAUAUACAUUAAGAACUUAAACGAGAAGGUCAAGAAAGAAGAGCUAAAGAGGUCUCUGUAUUGCUUGUUCUCGCAGUAUGGGAGGAUUGUGGAUAUAGUAGCGCUGAAAACUCCUAAACUUAGAGGACAAGCAUGGGUUGUGUUUAGUGAAGUAACAGCUGCCAGUAAUGCUGUGAGGCAAAUGCAAAACUUCCCGUUUUACGACAAACCAAUGCGGAUACAAUAUGCUAAAUCAAAGUCAGAUUGUAUUGCUAAGGCAGAGGGGACCUAUGACAAGAAAAAGAAACAAGAUGAAAAAGUGGAAAAAAGGAAACGUACUGAAGAAACUCCGCAAACUGGUGCAGCUAAUGGCCCAAGAGCUGACAGUAACGGAGGUCCAGCUGCUGCAUCUCGACCAGGAAAGCCAAGUAUGCAAGAUGUUGCAGAACCAAAUAAUAUUCUCUUUAUACAGAAUCUUCCCCACGAGACAACAAGUAUGAUGCUUGAAGUGCUCUUCAAACAGUAUCCUGGGUUUAGAGAAGUUCGAAUGAUUGAAGCGAAGCCAGGUAUUGCAUUCGUGGAAUUUGAUGAUGACGUCCAGUCUUCAGUCGCCAUGCAGGCUCUUCAAGGCUUCAAAAUCACCCCCCAAAAUCCCAUGGCAAUCACCUAUGCCAAGAAAUGAGCAGUCUUAAUUCCAGUACAGGCUGGGAUUAUCUGUUCACCCCAUAGGUCAGAUGAGGAAGAUGUAGAAGGCACAUGUAUUAUACACUUGAGCAGGUUUCUUUUAAGCCUUGAAGUCUAUUGGGUCUUUGUAUCCCCAAUUUAAAAUGUUUUGAUAUUAUAUUGUUUUAAACAAUUUGAUUUUGUGUACUAGUGCUGCUGAAUGCUAAGAAAAUAGGCAUUUGAUUGAA